Molecule: messenger RNA, 1288 nt
Organism: Hyaloscypha bicolor E
Lineage: Eukaryota; Fungi; Ascomycota; Leotiomycetes; Helotiales; Hyaloscyphaceae
Exons: 1
Coding region: 432-977 (181 amino acids)
Source: RefSeq, a predicted model, not a curated record
UGGGACGAAUGAUUCGUUCAUUAAGUGUUUACAGUGGGUUGGCCAGCGAACAAUUCCGUAUCACGUGAUAUCAGUCUUUGAAAUCAUCAGGUUCGCGCUCAAGUUUCAAAGUAUCUCGAGCUUCCAUCACAACAGCAGCCCCUCGCAGAACCACGCACCACCCUCUGUUCGACGACUUGUCUCUCAUUACUACACCCAAACUCCAAAGGGGACGAUUUUACACGGUCAUGCAACAUGCCGCGCCCGUCGAGCCUCUCCUAUGCUUCGAGCUAAAAGCAUGAUCCAUAUCUGUACUGGACCCUCUUCACCUUCUUCUCUCUGCUCGCACAAUCAUUAGCAGCUUCCAGCGCCUCAUGCUACCGACGAAUCUUCGAAACUAAUACUAGAAGCUUCGACAUCUCUACAACGACUGCCAACAGUCCCCACACAUAAUGGUUGGCUCUAGGAGAAGAGAACAUAAUGGGCCAACAUUGUGGCUACUCAAUGGAUACAUGCCACACAUUAAUGGCACAUACAAGGCAGCUCUGCGGAGGCUCAGAAACGGCCCGUUAGAGCAAUUUGGAGACUUGGAAAGGAAGUUCUUCAAGUUAGGACACUACGAGCUUUGCACCACAACUCACCAUGGCCAUCCCUCCAACAAAAACACGACACUUCUCUGGUCAAAUCAUCGCAUAACAAAGGUUGGCUUCAGGAGGAGAGGAUUUGGACCAAUGCUGCCGCUCUAUAAGGAUACGCACUCCACAAUCACGAAAUUUGUGCAAGGUAUACCUCCGCAGAUGCUCAGAAGACUCAACCAAAGGAAAUGGAAGACUUGGGGAGGAAGUCCAUCAAGGUCAUGGACAACAAGCUACACCCAGCAUUUGUUUAUGCCCAUUUCUCAAUCCGGACACUACACUUCUCACGUCGAAGUUAUCGGAGGGCCUCUGGCCUGCCAUGGUACCACCCUUCUCUCAUCAAGGCUACCCCACGGCUUCUGAUCAGCCUCGAGUACAAGGCAAGGAGAAUCGAAUUUUAAGGCACAAGUGUGCACGACACAAGCGCUCCUACAACCUGGCACCUCACGCUCGAUGAUCAACCCACCAACUGGCCCCAGGCCUUCACAGGCAACAAAACAAACAUUCCAAUCCCUCCCCCCGAAAAAGGGUUUACAAAUGCAGCUUGAGUGUAUAUGUAAUGACAGUUUCUACACUCAUCCGCAAAAAGGGGUACAAACAGCGCUUUCGCUUCGUCUUUCUUCCUCUCUUCCCUCCAUGUCGGUUGCUUUUAUCCUAUCUCUUCAGCUUCUCAA